Molecule: messenger RNA, 738 nt
Organism: Microthlaspi erraticum
Lineage: Eukaryota; Viridiplantae; Streptophyta; Magnoliopsida; Brassicales; Brassicaceae
Source: the annotation of a GenBank genome assembly
AUGGAUAGCAAAGUUGUUCCUACACUAUCUCAAGGAGAAGAAGUAGAAAAUGAGCCUAAGGAGAGGCUAAAACCAGAGAGAUAUAGUAGGGAAUCAAGAAGAGCUUACAAGAGAAGACUUGAAGGCAAGCCACUACAAAAGAAAGAAGAUCCGGGGAAGUUUGUGAUCACUUCAAGUAUCAAUGGCUUCCAACUCCAUGAUUGCCUAUGUGAUACUGGUGCUAACGUGAAUCUAAUGUCUCUUGCACUUGCAAAAGACUUGGGAUUCAAGGAAUUCAAGAGCCCUAAGAUAAGAGUUGAGUUCGCGGAUCUAUCAUGCAUGGAACCUUAUGGAAUGCUUGAAGAUGUUAUGCUGGAAAUAGGAGGUCGAUUUUUCCCAACUGACUUUCAAGUCAUGGUUUGGGAAGGCUCAAAGAGGAAUCAACUGAUUCUUGGAACCUCAUUCCUUGCUACAGCCGGAGCGAUCCUUAAUUAUUUUGGGAACCAUCUAUCGUUUGGCUACAUUCGGCAAGAUGUCUUCUUCCCAAGCAUCAACUUCAGGUCAGUGGCAAGUGAAACCAAACUACAACUAGAAGAGGCCACUCUCAUGCCUAAGAAAGAAGCCAUGCUGCAUGGAGAAAGAAGGGAGAGUGAGCGCUACCCGAAACAAAAGGAGAAGAAAAAACCAUUGGAGCCGAGGCAUGAAAAUGUCUUCAAGGAUAUAAGCUUGAUGAUAGGAUUUGUGUGUGGUGUGAAAUGA